This is a messenger RNA of Molossus molossus (Pallas's mastiff bat), 541 nucleotides long. RefSeq names its product dynein light chain roadblock-type 2 (gene DYNLRB2). NCBI's taxonomy places the organism in Eukaryota, Metazoa, Chordata, Mammalia, Chiroptera, Molossidae. Gene Ontology annotation, cellular component: cytoplasmic dynein complex; centrosome; cytoplasm. The record is from RefSeq and is a predicted model, not a curated record. The transcript is spliced from 4 exons. Gene Ontology annotation, biological process: microtubule-based movement. Gene Ontology annotation, molecular function: dynein intermediate chain binding. Bases 55 to 345 code for a protein of 96 amino acids.
GACAGCCUAGGCAGCGCUGCGCCAGACAGAGCCCGGAGUUUCCCCGCCAGUGUCAUGGCAGAGGUGGAGGAAACCCUCAAGAGGAUACAGAGCCAUAAAGGGGUUAUUGGAACGAUGGUUGUAAAUGCAGAAGGCAUUCCGAUCAGAACAACCUUGGACAACUCAACAACGGUUCAGUACGCUGGUCUUCUCCAUCAUCUGACCAUGAAGGCCAAGAGCACAGUCCGCGACAUUGAUCCCCAGAACGACCUCACCUUUCUCAGGAUCAGAUCAAAGAAACAUGAAAUCAUGGUGGCUCCAGACAAGGAGUAUCUUCUGAUUGUCAUUCAGAAUCCAUGUGAAUAGCCCUGCUGCGGCCAAGUCCACCCUGUGACACUGGGGUGAAGGCACUCUGCUCUUGAAUGACUACGAAGCUUCUAUUCCAAUAUACUGAUCUCUUUUGGACAUUCUUUUCUAUUUUUACAUUUGAACUAUUGUACAUAUCUCGCUUAGUCCCUUUCGAAUGUAUUGUAAAGUUACGAUUUAGCUACAUAAUAAAUAA